Messenger RNA from Coturnix japonica (Japanese quail), 705 nucleotides. It is a transcript of the gene UQCC6, whose product is annotated as ubiquinol-cytochrome c reductase complex assembly factor 6. NCBI's taxonomy places the organism in Eukaryota, Metazoa, Chordata, Aves, Galliformes, Phasianidae. Gene Ontology annotation, biological process: mitochondrial respiratory chain complex III assembly. The record is from RefSeq and is a predicted model, not a curated record. Gene Ontology annotation, cellular component: mitochondrion.
CGCGUAGGAGACCUAGGAGGGUGACGCAAUUCCGGCGCGCCAUCGAUGGAGGUGGUUGGCCGCCAUGCCCGCCGGGGUGCCCUGGUCCACCUACUUGAAGACGCUGGCUGCCAGCAUGAUGGCCAUGUUCGCGGGAGCCGAGGUGGUGCACCGCUACUACCGGCCUGACCUCAGUAUUCCUGAAAUACCCCCUAAGCCUGGAGAGCUGAGAACGGAGCUGCUGGGUCUGAAAGCGAGGUCAGAAAAAGCUGAAGCGUCACAGCACUGACUGCAGCUUGCUUUCUGUGUGUGAGAACUAUGUAGGUUGCUCCAAAAGUAAUGCCUGUUUAUUGCCAUGGAGUUAACAACCGAUGCAAGAAGCACAGUAAGAAUUCUAGCAAAUUGCAUGCUACAAAGCACAGCACCCAGCACCUCUGGCAUCAUGGACCAGCAUAAUGGCACAGGAGGCGUUACUUUUGGAGCAGAUUGAAUAGGACAGCUGGAACAUUUGCUCAACUCUCUCAGCUGCAGGAAUCCAUAUGUGAAAUACUUCAGCUUUCUUGAAAGCAGAAUUAUAUGUGGCGUACAUUAAAAAUAAACUUAUGAUGAAUUCUGCUAAGAAUGUAAUAUGUUUUAUGUCAAAACGUACAAUUUUGUUUAAUCCUGAUUUGCAAUGUAAAUAUUCUUCAGAAUAAAAAAUGUGUACUUGUGUUUGGCCAAGUCUAA